This is a messenger RNA of Exophiala bonariae, 1170 nucleotides long. RefSeq lists its product as uncharacterized. The record is from RefSeq and is a predicted model, not a curated record. The transcript has 3 exons. Lineage: Eukaryota; Fungi; Ascomycota; Eurotiomycetes; Chaetothyriales; Herpotrichiellaceae. The coding region runs from base 1 to 1170 and encodes 389 amino acids.
AUGUCCACAUCCACAUCGACCGCACCACUCCUUCCCACAUUCCGACGACAGCAAUUAGUCCUUGACUUUUCCUCACUCCGCGACGAAUGCCCUGACGGGAUUUAUCUCUCCCUCGUCCCAGGCAAACCUUCACUAUGGGGCGGUGUCUUCUUUGUUCGCAAUGGGCCCUACGCUGAAGCCAUCCUGCGGUUCCAGCUAUCGUUCCCAGACACAUACCCCUCCACACCCCCCUUGGUCACGUUCUCCACUGAUGUCUUCCACCCGCUCGUCGUGCCUAUGACCACUUAUACGUUCAGUGCCAAUGUCGAUACCUCAAGUACCGUCAGUGCGUCUGAUGAACACAGAUUACCGCCUGGCGCGUUCAGUCUAAGAUAUGGCUUUCCAGACUGGUUUGCGCAGGGAGGGACAUUGAACGAUACAUCGAUGGCGCGCAAGACUGAGAAUGAGAGUGAAGACGCAGAGAUAGCACAGGUAGAGGGCGGAAAGAAAUCUACACAGGAUCCGAGUACGCUGCCCUCCAGUCCGGAACGAAUACCAGCCCAGAAGGACCGCAAAUCCACCCUCCUAUCACUCCUCCACCACAUAAACGCUUCCUUCUCUGACCCUUCGGUCCUCGACGCCCUCCCACUCGCAUCCGCAGGAAAUCCAGGAGCCUGGCACGCCUGGCGCGCUCAUCGCAACAUCACCAAUCCCACAUCUAGUACUAACACCGCUACUGGCGCCGACACACUAAAUACACAAACCCCCGGAUCAGCAACCGGCUCCCUGUCAUCCACCUCCCCUUCUUCACCAAAGAACCCUGCUGCAUGGAAAUGGGACGGCGUGUGGGAAUCGCGGGUCGACAGCGCCAUCCGUGAGAGUAUUGCCGAGAACACACUGUUCGGGUCUUCCGGCGCGACAGGGGCAUCUGGCCCUGCAACACUUGGGAUGGGAUUGUUCGCUGGUGCGAGAGGAGAUAGUUCAGGUUCGAGAUUUGGUACUUCUCCUGGUGGUGCCUUUGGAGGAAUGGGCUCUAGUGCUGCCGGCGGAGUUUCGAAUCUCGAUGACAGGCAGAGGUCUCAAGCGCUUGCAGAUAGGCAGAUUCGCUUUGCGAAGUUGCCGGAUGAUGGCUUACUGGAUGUUCGCCGAAGGGUCGGGCUGGCGGCUUCUGUGGUCGAGGGUGGAAGGUGA